AUGGCGGAGAAGGCGCUACUGAGCAGCCCAUUGGGCUCGCCGUCAACAGCACCUCCGCGGCACCGAAAUCGGCCUCUGGCACACAUCGCACGAGGCAUUGCAGUUCUCUCCAUGCUGCUGCUCUCAUUCCAAAUCUUCCACCACCUGUCACCUCGUAAUGUUCGCAAUGGUGGACAUUGUAUGCGACCUGAGACUCUCGGAGCACAGAGUCUCUCGCGCUGUCCCGCUCAAAAUAAGGUCUCUCCCGUGGCCAGGCCUGAUAUCACCGAAAAGAACGUGAACCAGUUGUUCAAGUCCGAUUCGUUCCGCGAUUUGAGCGUCCAACGGCUGAGUGGCGCGAUUCAGGUGCCAACUGAGACCUUCGAGAAUUUAGGUCGGCUCGGGGAGGACAAGCGCUGGGAUGUCUUCUACAACUUUGAGAAAUACCUGAGGAAAACAUUUCCCUUACUGCAACUCCACCUUGAACUCGUCAACGAGCACGGACUUCUCUACACCUGGCAAGGCAGCGACGAACAGCUGAAGCCGAUUCUGCUCAUGGCGCAUCAAGAUACCGUUCCCGUGGCCGCCGACACGCUCUCGGAAUGGAAGUAUCCCCCUUACUCAGGCCACUUCGAUGGCCAGUUCAUCUACGGUCGGGGAAGCCAGGACUGCAAGAACAAUCUGAUUGCAAUUCUCUCGAGCAUCACUUCGCUCCUAGACCAAGAUUUUGUUCCCCGGCGAACUGUUGUUCUUUCAUUCGGCUUUGACGAGGAAACCAACGGUUUCCAGUACGGCGCAGCACGGCUCUCCAAGAGGAUCACCGAUAUUUGGGGUCCGGACUCCUUCGCAAUCAUUGUCGAUGAGGGUCAAACACUCAUCGUAGAUCGCUUCGGCCGUAGCUUUGGAAUCCCCCAGGUCUCAGAAAGAGGCUACUUCGAUCUCGAAGUCACAGUCCACAUUCCAGGCGGGCACAGCAGCAUCCCGCCGGCUCAUACCUCGAUCGGCAUUCUUGCCCAGGCCGUCACGACGCUUGAAAACGCUGCCGAGGCCAACUUCCCGCUUGAGCUCAGGACUGACAACCCUUUCUACACCCUCCUGCAGUGCGCAGCAGAAGAUCCAUCGGCCGAGAUGCCAGAUGAGCUUCGCGACGCGAUCGGCGACCCCAAGGGCACUUCGCAGAUUGUCAGGCUCCUGUCGCAUGACCCCAUCAUCAAGAGCCUCUUCCACACCACACAGGCCGUGACUAUCUUCCAGGGUGGCAACAAGGCCAACGCGUUGCCGGCAUUCGCCAAUGGCCUGAUCAACUACCGCGUCUCCAGCACGGAAACCGUAGCGCAGGUCCGCGAGAAGCUUAUAAGCACGCUGAAGCCCGUGGCAGAGAAGUUCGGCCUCGAGUUUACGGCCGGGCCCAAGCCCGCGGUCGGGGAGCCGCCAGCCGAGGUUCCCGAAUACACGCUGGCGCUGUCCUGGAACGAUGCAGCCCUCGAGUCUUCGCCGGUGACGUCCACGGACUCGCCCACCUGGUCCGCUCUGUCCGGCGUGAUCAAGCAUGUUUUCGACGAACCGGUCGAUGGGGGGGACGUCACCGUGGCACCCAUGCAAAUCAUCGGCAACACGGACACGCGGUACUAUUGGGAUCUCAGCCCCCAAAUCUACAGGUUCGGGCCGGGCAGGGACCGACACAAUGACGGCCCAGGGGGGAUUCAUGAUGUGAAUGAGCAUGUUCCGAUCGAAGUUCACCUUGAGGCUAUUUUGUUCUUCCACGAGUUCAUUCGUGUUUUUGAUGAAGCGGACCUAGAGUAG
Messenger RNA from Clonostachys byssicola, 1782 nucleotides. Lineage: Eukaryota; Fungi; Ascomycota; Sordariomycetes; Hypocreales; Bionectriaceae. The record is from the annotation of a GenBank genome assembly.